UUGAAAAAUUAUCAUUUACUGCCACUGUUUCAUUAUUAUGAUCUCAUUUUCUGCAUAAUUUUGUUUAUUUCGUGGUGGAGAUUAUUCUGACAAAAUGGAAAUAAUGUGGCAGAAACUGUAGAUUAAAUUCAAAAUGCUACUUGAAUCUUGAAGUUCUACUUUACAAAUUUAUCAUCUUCUACAAUAAGUAUGAAUGAAUACAACGACGAACCAAUUGACAUCAGUCCUGAUGGCGAAGUGUACACGAUGCUGGCGCAGAAUGAGGGCGCCCAGAACGAGGGCACGGGUCAGGAGAGCGACGUGUACAGCAUGCUGGCUCAGAAGGAGAGAGAUCUGAUCCUAGCUGCCGAACUCGGCAAGGCUCUGUUGGAGAAAAACCAGGAGCUGGCCAUCCGCCACCAACAGCUCAUUGAAGAAUAUUCACAGAAAAUUGAGCAACUGGAGCAGGAGAAGCAUGAGCUGCACCUGCGUAUUGAGAAGAUCGAGCGCGAGUACGAGAACACUGUGAAGGAGCUGCAGUACGACAUCUCGCAGCUGAGGCAGGAGCUGUACACCAGCAAGAUGCACUCCGCUAUGAGCGAAAAGGAGCACUCCCAGCUCAUCCGCGAACUCACGCAGCACAAUGAGAAACUCACCGAGCAAGUCAGACAGGCGAGUAUCCGUGAGGAACAGCUGGAAAACAAGGUCCACUCUAUGAGACAGCAGAUGUCUUCACGGCGGUCAUCGAUGCAUGAACAUGUCAGUCAGCUCGCCAUCCUCAGAGAGGAGGUCCAGCUGCUGAUGAACAAGAAGGCUGAGCUGGAGCGUCGUAUCGGCUUACUGUCGGAGGAGAAGGAGAGUUUCGCGUGCAGUCUGGAGGAGUCGCACGAACGCAUCAUGAAGUUGGAGAGACAGAGGCAGGAGAAAGACCAGGCAAUAAUGAAGCAAGGUGGUGAGAUUGCCGAGCUCCAGGAGGCAAACGCUCUGCUGCAGGCAGAGAUCGACAGUCUGUUUGACAAACAGUCGAAUCUGUGCUAUGCCCAGGCAGGUCAAAGUUCGUGCACCGAGACAAACACUGAGGACCAGCCGCAGACAUUGUUCAGCGAGCUCACUCAACUCUCGGGCAUGACCAUGUCACAGGAGAAUGCCACAGAAUUAGGAUUGAGUCGUUGGUCGAGAUCCUACCAGGUGUUUGAUGAGGAGGAAGAGGAGUUUGAGUGUGAUGAUGACGACCAGUUUUCUAUUCCAAUGGGGAAACUGGCCUCGUCAUCCAUGAUCUCCGAGACGGACUUCAUCUCCGAGUUCCAGCAGGCCGCUCAGAAACACUUCGACUCCGAAGAGGAGGUCCAGAUGAAGGACGAGGUGAUGUAUGUGUACAAACAUCUCAAGAAGAUGAUCCGCACAAUCCGCGGCCAGAGUACCGGCUCUAUCGAGUCUCUGGAGGAGGAGAGCGCGGACAAGGGAGCUAGGACAGGUCAGCUUAAAUCAACGUUUUCAGAACUCCAGCACCUCAUGCAAGAUGUCAUCAUAUCAGACAUGACCCAAGAGCCGGCGGCGGUCGACGAGUCGUCAUUUUUCUCAAUGGAGAUGAUGCAGAAGAACAUCAACGAGCUGGAGAUGGAGCUGGACAUGACGCAGCGCCACCUGCAGCACGUGCAGGCCGAGAUGGCCGCCCGCGAGGACCAGACACACGACAAGGACACAGAGUUCAUGGCCAUGGUCGAGAAGGUACAGACAGCCUAUGCUGAGCUUCAGCACCAGCAGGAGAAGUUUGUCCAGCUCCAGUCCGAGCGAGAUGAACUUCUGAACGGCAUGUACGCUGAUAUUGCAAAGGACGAAAUCCUAGCGCAGACGAGAAAGGACCGCGAUGAAGCUAUUGAGAGAGGUCACCAGUUGGAGAUGGAACUAGCGAAGGCCAAACACGAUUUGAUGACGCUCAACUCUCAGCUCGUCGACUCGAUGCAGCACAAAACAUACAAGUCAAGCCAAAUAAACAAGUGGAAGGAGAACAUGCAAGAUGUGCUGCACUACCAGAUGCACAACCGACUGCGGCACAACAAACACAAGAACAAGAUGGAGAGCAGAGGGCAGGACGAAAUGAAGAAAUCCAAGUCGGCAUCAUCUCUUCCGAGUGGCAGGAAAACGUGACAUCAUCGAUUCUUGCUGUCCUUAGUAUUACCUCAUCGGUCUAUGUGCACGAGAUGGAAUGACGUCAUCAUCAUUACAUGUAUGUGAUUGCAACAGCUAGUAGGGUCGGUGUGAGACAGUUAAUGGUGUACACUACUAAUGUUAUUUAUUUUAAAAAUUAGCAAUAUUUAAAGAGUUAUAAUUACAUGUGUAAACAGAUAAUGUGUUACUGGUCCCUUGUUAUCAUUGUUAUUGUUAAACUAUUUAUUUAUACCCACUACUCCAGGCUAAUUGUUGUGUGUUGUAAUAUGCAGUGAAACCCCCCAUAAGCAGGACACUCAUUCGACCACAUAAAAGAUCCAGUUUAGGGGUGUCCGGUCUAGAGAGGUUCUGUACUGAUAUUUAAAAAGUGACUGAAAAAUGUCUGGUUUUGUAGAAAUUGUGGUUUACUGAGGGUUCAGUUUAGAGGGGUUUGGCUGUAAUCCAUAACCUAUUCAGGUGUAACUAAAAUUAUAGUGCCUGUAAAACAGCAGAUAUUUAGGUUAUGAUCAUUCAUUCACCUAGAAUAGGUCAUUUGUUUUGAAUCUCUGCACCAUGUGACCACUGAUUAAAAUUUUAGGCUUGUGGGCAAUACAUAUGUUAAUAUUAACAACUCAGAGUGAUGGUUUUGUAUGUGAACAGUAUACUGUUUAUGUUAAUUGCUGGAGGGAGGUGAUUCACUAUGUAAGCAGUGCACUGGCUUAAAUUAAAUUGGGGACGUUUGAUUCACUAUGUAAACAGUACACCAAUUGCUGUUAAAAUGUGGAGAUUUGAUUCCAUGUUUAAACAGUGCACUGCUUUGUGUUAAAUUGGGGAGAGUUGCUUCGCUAUGUAAACCGUACACUGGUUUAUGGUAAAUGGGGAGAGUUGCUUCGCUAUGUAAACCGUACACUGGUUUAUGUUAAAAUGGGGAGAAUUGAUUCAUUAUGUAAACCAUACAUUGGUUUAUGUUAAAAUGGGGAGAGUUUAUUCAUUAUGUAAACCGUACAUUGGUUUAUGUUAAAAUGGGGAGAGUUGAUUCAUUAUGUAAACCGUACACUGGUUUAUGUUAAAAUGGGGAGAACUGAUUCAUUAUGUAAACCGUAUACUGGUUUAUGUUAAAAUGGGAGAGUUGAUUGAUUAUGUAAACAGUGCAUUGGUUUAUGUUAAAACUGGGAGAGUUGAUUCAUUAUGUAAACAGUACACUGCUUUAUGUUAAAACUGGGAGAGUUGAUUCAUUAUGUAAACAGUGCAUUGGUUUAUGUUAAAACUGGGAGAGUUGAUUCAUUAUGUAAACAGUACACUGCUUUAUGUUAAAACUGGGAGAGUUGAUUCAUUAUGUAAACAGUGCAUUGGUUUAUGUUAAAACUGGGAGAGUUGAUUCAUUAUGUAAACAGUGCACUGGUGUAUGUUAAAAUGGAGAGAAUUGAUUGGCUAGCUAUACUGUGCACUGGUUUAUGACAAAAUUCGGAGAGGUGGGUUUUUUUUGUAAAUAAUUCACUCCUUUAUGUUAAUCGACUGGGAAAGGUGGUUUCUAUUCAAACAGUGCACUGGUUUAUGUUUAACUUAAUCACUUGGCAAGGUGGCUUUGUAAACAGUGCACUGUUUUGUGUUAAAACUGGGAGAGACGAUUCACUACAGAAAGAGUACUGUUGUUGUCUAACUAGCCUUCUUACAAAUAUAUUUUCAAAAUUUACUUUAGAUUCAGAUCUAACUUAUUUUUGGUGAUGUUUUUUAUCCUAAAUUUAUUAUUUUGUUUACUUCACUGAUUUUGUUUCCCCCUCUAGUCCAUGUGUUGAAUGUGCAAUCUUUCUAAGUGCUAGUCUUGACCUAUUUCAAUUGAGAAAGUUUUUUUUCUUGUUGCCUUUACACAACUACGUUAUUAGGAUAAUCACGUUUUACUUGUUUGGCAGUUUGUCUUUUUAUCUGCCAUAUGUUGGGUUGUAUUGUGAACACCUAUCUUAUUGGUGAAAGUCUGUUCAGAUACAAUUACGGUACUUGAUGUUCAUAUUAAUUUAGUUAUUGUUUUUCAGUAUACUAUGUAAUAUAUUUUACAAUUUCACUCCAUAUUAAAAUUAGUUUUUGACCAUUAUUCGUGUAUUUAUCAAUAACCAAUCAUGUAUUAUGCCAGAAACAAUUAGUAUAAACACUGUAUCAUUGCUGUAAUACAAUUUAAAACAAUCCUCUCAAACAUUUCUCUAACCCAAAAAACCAACCUUUUGAUGAUGUCGGCCUAUUGUAAUUACUCCAAACGUGAUUUUGUCUUGAUGUUACAGUAAUAAGUACUGUAGUGAUCUGUUAUUUUGUUCAUGGUCAUUUGUAUGUUCAACAUCAAUAGCAAUUGUGGGGUAGAAUAAAAUGGAAAAGUGUAUAAUUGGGGAUAUACAAACAUGUACUUCAAUAAUAUUUUGAUUAUUUUUUAUAAUUGGUAAUUUUUAUGUAUUACAUUCCUAUAACAUGCAAAACACAUACUACAGUCUAUCCCAGACAUGCACAUCCUUCCAUCAUUCCAAAUAUUUCUAGUAUCCCACACACUACAUUUCAUAUAUUUACCUUAUUCUUCUAACAUGCUAUCCUAAAUAGCACAUGUUUCUAUUAUCCAUGAUUUUUCCAGUAUCACACACACUACAUGUCAUAUGUUUACCUUAUUCUACUAACAUGCUAUCCUAAAUAGCACAUCCUUCCAUCAUCCCUGAUUUUUUCAGUAUCACACACACUACAUGUCAUAUGUUUACCUUUUUCCAGUAAUUUGCUAUCCCAAACAAGCACAUCCUUAAUCAUUCCUGAUGUUUCCUGUAUCACACACACUACAUGUCAUAUGUUUACCUUAUUCCAGUAGCAUGCUAUCCUAAAUAGUAUAUCCUUCCAUCAUUCUUGACCUUUCCAGUAUCACACACACUACAUGUCAUAUGUUUACUUAUUCCAGUAACAUGCUAUCCUAAAUAGUAUAUCCUUCCCAUCAUUAUUGACCUUUCCACUACCAUACUUACGGAACUACAUGUUUACCUUAUCCCAGUUCCAAUUUACAAAUUAUAGACAUGCAAGUCUUAUCGUUUUUAUCCUACAUGUAUUUGAACCAACUGUCUGUGUUGUUAUUUUAUGUUUAGAUUUGUGUGAAAUGCUUAUUUAGAUCUCUUAUAUCAUAGCACACUCCUCUCACAUGCAGUCAGACCUUUCAAUGUAUCCCAUAAUUCACGUCGAACUACGCCUUUAUUUUGAAAUCCUGACUGUACAUUUGGUUCACCAUUUAUGACUGAUGCUUAUCUCUUCCUUAUCUCCAAACAGUUAUUCCAUAAAACCAUAAAUAAAAUGUGUUGAGUGCGUUGUUAAAUAAAACAUUUCCUUCCAGUCAUUGUUCAAUGUAGUGUCCUGGGGAUGUAAAACUGAGCAUGUGCAAGUUUUAAUAAGUAAACUUAUUUUAAUUUUAUUUGUGAUUCGCACAACAUAUACAUAUGUUGGAUGGCACAUAGGAUUGAUUGUCUACAGUUCUUCCCAGCUUCCAUGAAUAGUAUUUUUUGUAAAUAAUUUCAGUUUCAUUUCACACAAAAAAAAAGAGAAAAAAAAGCAGAAGUGUUUUGGAAAAAAACAAAAAAACACUAUUUUUGUGUGCAAUUUAAAAAACAAUCGUUUAAAAAUAAAUAGAUUAUAGUGCAUACAAAAUGAUGCUCACUGCUGGGAAAGACUAUUAUAGUAUUUCGUUUGCUGUACAAAUGAGGUAGAAAAGCUAGUCAUUUUAACAAUGUAUUUCAUAUUAAAUUGUCAAUCUAUUGAGCACUGGUGUGCAGAAGUGUUUUUCUCAUUGCACUUAUGUUUGACUUACGUUUAAGAACUAGGGAUAGGUUUUAAGCAGGCUUUUUUCUCUUUUUAGUUUUGUGUUAAAAUUGGGAGAACAUACUAUAAAAAGAGCAGCGCUAUGCAUGUGCAACUGUUUCCUGAUCCAUAUACCGUUAGCUAUUACAUGUUACUAGUAUGUAUUGACAUUUUUAGGGAAUUUUUCUUGCAUAGAAUGGGAUAGAAUUUUUGUUAUAAACACAAAAAUGCUUAGUUGAUAAUUAAUCAGUGUACUAAUACAAUUCUAAGUAUUAUAUAUAUUUCCACACAUUGUUAUAUUGAUUUUAUUUCAAUGAAUAUAUUUUAUAUAUAGUUCUGUGUUUUAUUGUAUAUUGAUGAGUUUUUAGCUAGAACCAUGUUACGUUUGUUUCAUUGAUUUACACUGAAACCCAAAAUGGCCAUCCCUACCCCUCACUUUUUCAUUUCAGUGCGGUGUUCCUAUGUUGGUCUCAUUGUGACUGUUAUAGUUUAGUCUCAUUGUGACUGUUAUAGUUUAGUCUCAUUGUGGCUGUUAUAGUGUUGUCUCAUUAUGGCUGUUCACAUUUAAGUCUCAAUGCAGUGUUCAUAUUUGUCUCAGUGCAGUGUUCAUAUUUUUGUCUCAUUGUGGCUGUUAUAUUUCAGUCUCAUUUUGAUUUCCUCAUAUUUCAGUCUUAUUGUGGCUAUUCAUAUUUCAAAAUCAUUGUGGAUGUUAACAUUUUAGCCUCAUUGUGGCUAGUCAAUUUCUAUUUCUUUCAACAUCACCUGUCCUCAAACUAAAACCAAAUCAGCGAAGGAAAAAGAAGGAAGUUACAGUCAUGUGACCGGAACAAGAGGGAGCAUACAGUAGAAGAAUUUUAGGCCAUCCCAUUGGCUGUUGGGAUGUUCGGACCAGACUACUAUCCAAUGGGGAAUAUACACUAGUUUGAGGACAGGUGAUGUAUCUAUAAAAGAAAAAACACCUCAAGUUUUCUCCAGUUUCAUUUGGGCUUAUAUUUCAGUUUCAGUGUUGUGUUCUUAUUUCAGUCGCAUUGUGGACAGUUCACAUUUCAGUCUUGGUUUUGGCUGUUCACAUGUGAGGCUUGCUUUGUCCGUUAAAGUAUGCCAAGUGCAAUACAUAUUAUAAAUCUGGCAGACAUAUUGUUUCCUUAUUUAUUAUCAUCUUUGACCUAGUGCUAUUUAAUGUGAACACCAAAGAUGCUCACUUUUCCAUAUUUGUCAUGUGCUCAUAUGACUGGUGGACAUGUUUUUUGUGUCCAGCUGCAAGUUUUAAAUCAAUAGAAGCAGUUUUGUUAGCCAUUUAUUAAAUAUACUGCAAAUCCUUGAAUAGAGGCCUGGUCUUAGAGCAUUGUGGAGAAAAAAUAGAGGCCUGUCUUGAAUAGAGGCCUGCCUUGCUUAAAGGCCUGUUUAUACUUUUGUAGCUUUGUGGUGUUAAUGGACACAUUAUACUCAUCAGUCUUGUUGCAUAACGAGAACAACAGGAAAGGAGAAGGAUUUUUUAUUUUCAGUGAGGUAAGACGUUCCUUCGGGUACAAAAAAGUUUGAAAACCUACAUUAAAAGAUGACCGUAUAGCAAUGUUAUGUUAGAAAAUUUUGACUGAAAAUAUAAAAGCAAGCCUUGAAUAGUGGCCAAGUUUUAGAGCAUUGUGAAAAAUAUAGAAGCUUAGGUUUCUAUUCAAGGAUUAACAGUAAGUAAUAUUUUGCCAGCUAGUCUGAACUGUUAUAUAUUCAGGUUGAACUUCUUUACCGUAUAUGAUUUUUUUAUUUUUAUGACUAUACAUAUUUUAUUAUACAUACUUUAGCAUAGCCAAGUUAUAGUUUGUAUGUUAGAUUCAUCUACAUUGGUCAACUAAUGUGACUGUAAAACCUUAAUUCCAGUAGUGUGACUGUCGUCUUCACAUCAGGAUCUCUCUCAUGUUAUAAAUAAACAAAAAACUGCACCAAUGUUAAACAGGUUAAACUGGUGGACUGGUUAUCGUACAGACAAACUGUUGGAUGAACCAGUGGUUAGGUUAUGGUACUGCUGUCUGAUUGGCUAAACUGAUUAACUGAUUGGCUGAACCAUUGAACUGGUAUUGAUACCGACUGAUCAUGAUACUACUUUACUCAUUAUGCUAUUGGUGAACAGAUAAUUAUGAAGUAAUCAUUUAUUCUUUAUGUAGCAUAGCACAUCCACUGACAAUGUGUCCUUCCCUCCCCACCUCCCAUAUUUGUGCUCCCAAGACAUUUGAUUACAGAAUUGUUUUGUUAAGACAGCUCUUGACUGUUGUUUUUACUUCCCUCUCCAAGUAUCUAGGUUUACCAAGACCACUGUCUUAAGAACUAGCAAAGCAUCAGUUUGUAUCUCUCAUGUGUCAUUCUGUAAUCUCAGUUGGCAUCACAACAAUUUUCUUCUAUCAAAAUAAAAUAUUUCUUUUACUUGAAUUUUAAUAUUUUCAGUUUUGUAUAUGGUCUUCUCUCCUUUUUUCUUCUUUUUUCUGUAUAGUAUGACCUUUACAUCUAUGUACUUACACUUUUUUCUAAUGAUAUUCAUUUUUGUGGUUCCUUUACUACUUUGUUCAUCUUGUGUAUUUGUCCUAACCUCCAACACUUGACAGCAGUUUUUGGUGUGUAUUGAACAAUUGCCCUCUUGAACCAUUUGUGUUGUGUGUACAAUUACCCUCAUAAACCUUUUGUGUUGUGGGUACAAUUACCCUCAUAAACCAAUUAUUGGUGUGUGUUGUACUUGUACUCCUGUCAUUGUUGGUGUGUAUUGUGUAAUGUUAUCCAGUGCAGCAGUUUAUGUUGUUCAUUGUGCAUAGUAACUUCAUCAGAUCACACUCAUAGUGUUAACUACUUACUUCAGAAUUCAAUUUACAGUAUUAGCAAAGCAUCUAAACAAGGUAACUUUUGAAGUUUUUGGUGAAUACUAGUAUUUUAUGGAAAUGUUAGACACUAAUAAAAUCAAGUCUGUUUUGUUUUUGUUUUUUUACUGUUAUUUUUUAUUUUUAAUGUGGGGUUGGGGGGUUUCUUAAUUAGAUUUGUUUUGUGGGGUGUUUUUUAUUGGCUUUUUUGUUGUUGUUGGUUGAGGUUUUUUCAGAAUGAUCUAACUGCAUACCAAAUCAUUAAACCAAAUUAAUAUUAAAGGUGCUUGUUCAUCUUACAGCAUUGUAUUGAUACUUCUGUUGCAAGCUGCAGGUGUUGUUUGUGUUAUAAUAUUCAUUUCUGUAUGUCCUGUGUGUUCUUGCUUGGCCUAAUGUUUAUAGAACCUAAAUACACUGGUUCACUAUCACUUGGCACAUGCCAUACGUUGAAUGAUUCUUCAUUUGUGGAAGUACUACUUACUAAUAAAUAACAGGGUAUUUGACAAUUCAACCACACAAAAACCAUCUGUUACUGGCCCCGGUUGGACUGCUGGUGCUCGCUUGCACCUGCCAGUACAGGCGGUCCCCCCUCCAACCCACCCCACCCCUUUCCUGUCCUGGACGGAGGAGCCGGCCAAGGCCGGUACCUGUGCCCAGAACAGGCGUAUGCUACAACAGCUUGCUCUGAAUGUGCACGUUAUUCACUCUGACCUGACCUGACCUGACAAUUCAAAAUUGUUUGAUCAUGGACAUAAGCAUUUAUUAGUUCCCAGGCAUUGUUUGAAAAUCUCAUUUUAACACAACUUUGUAUGGAUUCAAAAAGUAAAUAGGCAACAAGAUUAUAAAACGUUUGAUAUUUUAGGUAAGAAACUGUUACUGUACAAUGGUCAAGAGACUUGUAGUGUCGGCAUCCGUACGUAGUAGCAUGAAAACAAGUUUAUCAGUAUUUAAGAUCAUGAUCAACUGAAGUGUUCUCAUUUGACACACAUGAUGAAUUUCUAAAAACCAGUAUCAGAAAUGCUGGUGCAUGUUGUACGAAGACUACUUUUCAGAACAUUACAACAACCAAGAACACUUUAGGUGCACAGAAAUGAAUAGUUUAAGCAAGAAACUGCACAUGGCACCAAGAACUGUCAUACAAUGUUUAUAGAAGAUUUUGUACCUUUAACACAAUUGACCUCAUAAAUAUACUUCUCACAAAAAAUUAAGCAAUUAACCAUGUUUGUCGUCGUCCCCCCCCCCCCCCCCCCCCCCUCCAUCGUUCCAACUUUAUAUCGACUUGUUUUUAAAUUAAAUUCAAUUCAAUUCAAUUAUAUAUUAUAAACGUCGGUGCCAUAAAUUGAAACAAAAAUGGACAUCUGUCUCAUUGCAAUUGCAAUAAAACAAAUUAUAUGAUAUAAUGUCAAUCAAAAAUAGGUUAAUUGUUUAGGGAAGUAUAUAUUGAUCAAAAGUCAUGGUACGGCUGCAUGUCAUUGUUUCAGUGUCGUGUUUGCUUGCAGUGUGUGCUUUGUGUUGUAUUUUAUAGAACAAGUUUACAUUUACAAUUAUAGUACUUUGACUUCAGUUUCUGUGAAGUUGUGUUGUAUACACACGUGACAUUCCUUGCCGUUACACGGCAGUUUACAAUGAUCUAAGUUAUGCUUUGUGUAUCCAUCAGCGUGUCUCAUGCAAAACGAGCUCCUUGUGCGGAGAAACUUGUCAAAUAAAAGUAACAAGUCGUA
Molecule: messenger RNA, 10495 nt
Organism: Gigantopelta aegis
Lineage: Eukaryota; Metazoa; Mollusca; Gastropoda; Neomphalida; Peltospiridae
Product: bicaudal D-related protein homolog
Exons: 13
Coding region: 190-2127 (645 amino acids)
Source: RefSeq, a predicted model, not a curated record